Erpetoichthys calabaricus (reedfish) is the source of this 3920-nucleotide messenger RNA. RefSeq names its product peroxisomal biogenesis factor 13 (gene pex13). Gene Ontology annotation, biological process: protein import into peroxisome matrix, docking. The coding region runs from base 119 to 1324 and encodes 401 amino acids. NCBI's taxonomy places the organism in Eukaryota, Metazoa, Chordata, Cladistia, Polypteriformes, Polypteridae. Gene Ontology annotation, cellular component: peroxisomal importomer complex; peroxisomal membrane; peroxisome. The transcript is spliced from 4 exons. The record is from RefSeq and is a predicted model, not a curated record. Gene Ontology annotation, molecular function: protein binding.
CUCAGGUCAGAGUCCAAAGCGAAGGGGAGUGAGUGACUGAAUAUCUAAUCUGGCCCGUAAUGUAAAGGUUGUUGGGAGUUGUUGCUGUAGGGGUUUCGUUGUGGGGAACAUUUUCGGGAUGGCGGCUCAGCCUCCCCCAAAGCCGUGGGAAAGGCGUAUCCCCAGUACCAUCUCCAAUUUUCAGUCUUCAGAGUUUGGACCAACUGUUAUAAACCGACCAGGUCCACCAGUCAUCACCAGAGUUCCUCCCCCCCUUCCCCCAAGGGUAUCUCAGCAGACUGGAGGAAGCAGCCUGAUAGGCUACAGACCAUCUUAUAGCUCCUUCACCUCUUCUUAUGGUCCCUAUGGAAGUUCAUUAUACAGCAGUUACAGCCCAUACAGCUAUGGAUAUGGGGCAGCUUUGGGAUACAAUAGAUUUCGGACUGAUGAUGUUCCUCCUAGCCGAUUUGUGCAGCAGGCAGAGGAGAGCAGUAGAGGUGCAUUUCAGUCAAUAGAAAGCAUUGUCCAUGCAUUUACUUCGGUCAGCAUGAUGAUGGAUGCCACGUUCUCCGCUGUUUAUAACAGUUUUAGAGCAGUUUUAGAUGUGGCCAACCACUUCUCAAGGCUCAAGGUUCACUUCACCAAAGUAUUUUCUGCAUUUGCUGUAGUCAGGACACUGAGAUACUUGUAUCGAAAGCUAAAAGGAAUGAUGGGCCUUCAAAAGGACAAUGAAGCUGAGGACCUUUGGGCGGAUAGCACAGGCGCUGUAGUAAUUGCUGGAGAAGAUAAGGCAUCAAAUUCAGUAAAAUCCUGGCCAAUAUUUCUUUUUCUGGCUGUUAUUCUUGGUGGACCUUAUCUGAUAUGGAAAUUAUUAAGUUCUGCUGAUGGAACCAGUGACACAGUGACUACAAACUGGGCAAAUGGAGAUGAUGAUCAUGUGGUUGCAAGAGCAGAAUUUGACUUCAAUGCUGCUUCAGAUGAGGAAAUUUCUUUUCAUACUGGGGAUAUGUUAAAUUUAGCUCCUAAAGAACAACAACCACGAGUGCGUGGCUGGUUGCUAGCAAGCCUGGAUGGACAGAUAACUGGACUCAUACCAGCGAACUAUGUGAAAAUAUUGGGAAAGAGACGAGGAAGAAGGCAAGGAGAGCUGGGAAGAACAGCACAGCAACAGUCUUCUUCAAAUAACACCGAGCAGACCUGUGGAGCAACAAGCUCCCGGUCAGUGGAGGCGGUAGCUGGUCAGGACAAAGAUUUCGAGGAAUUAUUCACAUCUGUACCAGUAGAGUCAAACCAGAACCCUGCUUUAGAUUCGGUUAUUACUAUUCCUGAUAAAGUAGAGCUAUGAUUUUUUUCCCUUUUUGUCAAUUUAAAUAUUACUUAUAUGGAUGAUGAUAGAAAUUGAAAUCCUGGAUUGUUUAAUAUGGUCCUAAUGGUUGAGGACAGGUAGUUAUAUUGAAAUUGCAGUAUUGUGUGUUUUUGUGUAACCUUCAGAAAAUUAAAAAGUAUGUAGUAUUUUGAAGAAGGAAACAAGAUGGAAAAACAGGAUUUUAGUGUAUAUCAAACAUUUUGCACUUCCCAACGUUGAUGGUAAAAAUUACAGAAAAUUGCCAUAUAGAAAAUGAAAAAAAUAAAAUUACUGUAAAUUAUUUAUGCACUAAAAGUUGUAUCAUAGCAGUUGGUGUGGUUUCUUCAUUUAUAUACAGUUAAAUCGCCCAAGUGGAAUUUUUUUCCUUGUGCAUGUUUAAGGUAAACAUCAAUCCUCUAAUCAGGAGGUAGUUUAAUUUACACUUUUAAAUAAUCCCUAUGUUUAUUUAGACUUCAUGUUUCCUGUCAGGGUAGUACUCUGGUGCAGUGGUCAGUGUUUCCGUCUCACAUAUUCAGGGUGCGUAGGAGCUAUUCCCAGUCUGAUCACUGUCCGUGUGCAGUUUGCAUGUUCUUACUUUGUUCAUAGGAGUUUUGCCUUAUCCAAAAGAUGUAUUUGGUUUUAAAAAAUUGACUAAGGUCUUUUUCAAGUUUGGUUUUUUGGUCAUGUCUGAUGCUGCUAGAAAAAGCUCUAGUUCUUCACAGUCUCUGUUUCCUGCCUUUUGCCUGAUGCAGGAAUAUGCUUUGGUUCCUUUCCAAGCUGAAUUGGAUCAGGUAGGUUUGAAGUUAUUAUAUUGUGCUGUGAAUAGACAGACGUGUCUGUAAAUGUACAGUGAAAAAGUUCACAUGUUCUGUUAUCUGCUUUCUGCUUAAAAGUUUUUAAUUUACAUUUUGACCCAGACCAAACAUUACCAUUAGUAGGUGAUUAGACAGGGUAGUUAAGGGGAGCUAAUAUUAAAUAUGAGCCGAGAUGCAUUGAAGAGUGUUACAUUGCAAUUUUUUUUUUCUUUUUACAAGCUGAGUAUCAACAUUUUUUCACUUUCUACAUUUACGUGUUUCUGUGCAUCUUGAAAUUGUGUUCUUUUUGUGUAUAUGCCAGCUAUAAAUGCACUGUUGCAGUCACCCAAUAUUGAAAGGAAGCAUUCUCUCAUGUCCCAUAGUUUUGACCAUUCAAGAGUAAACCAUGAGUGAUUACUUAUCACCUCCCAGUGUGUAAAAACACUUUAAAAUGAAGUUUGCUUUGCUUUUUUGCUUAAAAGAUAAUUAUUUUAGAAUGUAUACAAGAAAAAAAGGCUUUAGAUUGUUGAGAUAAUUUUAAUUUACAAUCAUGUUCUGUGUUCAUAUGUUUCAUUGUAAUUGCAUCUUUCCCAUGGUUACCAGAGUUAAGGUAAUUGCACGCAUAUUAAACCCAGGUUUUCAAGAUUUAUAGUGCAUUUAACCAGAGCAUAAUUUAAUUGAGCUUUCAUAGUUGAGGCUGCCCAUUGCUUACAUCUGGAUUACAUAUUGGCAUGAUUCAGAAGUAAACCAAGAAGUCAAGAAUCAUUAUAAUCCACUUGAUUUUAAGUUAACAUAGUCCUUUACAUCUCAGAUUGAAUACUAUGGUGUAAUGGAUCCUGCAGCUUGCUUGUGUACAGGCCAGAAUGACUUUUAAUAUAUAAUACACAUAUUUUAUAUCUAUUGCAGAUUCAAUUAAAAAUACACAAUCCUAACCAAAAGUAAUUGUUGACUUUGGUAUGAGUUUUACUUGUUUAGGUGUUAACAGGGAUGGAUUAGUCAUGUGGAAGACUUCAAUGGCCACCGGAGGGCAGCACCUGAUCAUGCUGGUUGAUUGAAUCAGUUAUUCAUUCUCGGGGGAACUUAAUUUUUCUGGAUAUGCUGCUUGAGGACAUGCCAUUCUCAAACCUGCUUAAUUCAAUACAGGGUUGAGUUUAUCUGGGUUGCAUCAGGCACUAGACAGUAACCAACCCUGAAUAGGGCCAAAGUCCAUCACAGGCCUCAGAUUUUAUCAUUCCAUCUGUAAGCAGGUAAUUUAUUCAUUGCUGCUUUUCAGUUUUAGUUGCAUUGAAGUAGCUUACACUGGGUAAAAUUCCAGUUGACCUCUUUUUAUUUUAAAAAUAUUUGAUGAAGGUUUACCAUAUCAAUGAUCAUUUUGAAGAGGAGUUUUUAUGUUUCCCCUACAAAACACUUACUUAUUCCUUCCUCUGUUCAAAAGGGAACAGUACUGCAUUUAAGUAUAUGAAGAGGGUCUCAGAAAUGUGCUAAACAUGUAUAAAUUUGUAUUCUUGGUGAAGUCAGCCUUUAAUUUGCUCAGCAUAGUGUGCAAUGCACUUGAAGAUGACAGUUAAAGUUAAAAGGGUACGAUAUUUACCAGUUGCAUACAUGUAUCUAGUUUUGAUAUUUACUUUUGUUUUUUUGGGCCAAUUUCAGUUUCACUGUUGAACAUUGUAUUGCAGACUUGAUGAUCAUACAAAUAACUUAGCACUAUAACAUGCUUUCUCAUCUACUUAAGCAUAGUUUCAACAUUUUCUACUAUUUAUACAAUAUAGUCAGCUGUUUCAUCAUUCUUUUAUUUAGGAGAU